AUGUCUUCGAUGCUAUUAUACACUCUCAUGCCGAGGGGCCAGUCCUCUGGCGGUGAGCUGCUACCACGAUUAACCAGCGAUGUUACACUGGAUAUCGACCCAUUGCCCUUGGCCCAGCGGAGAGGCCUCAUCGCAGUCUCGGUCAUGGCAUUCCUCUCCUUUAUUGCCACCUUGUCUCUGCUUGGUUUCAUUACCUAUCGACUCAUUUUCUGGAGGAAAAACUACCAGAGAUACAUCGGUUACAACCAGUAUAUUAUUUUGAUUUAUAACCUGAUUCUGGCUGAUUUCCAGCAAGCCCUUGCCUUUUUGAUCUGUGUGAAAUGGAUCGCUACCGAUAAGAUCAAGUCUGGCACGGCAGCAUGCUUCCUCCAGGGCCUUUGGCUUCAAAUCGGAGAUCCUGGCAGUGGACUUUUCGUGCUUGCCAUUGCAUUCCACACUUUUUUGCUGGUCGUCUGGGGCCGAAAGAUGUCUCAUAAGGUGUUCGUUUCCUUCGUCAUCGGCGUGUGGGCAUUCAUCGCUAUUAUUGUGAUCAUUCCUCUGGCAGCAUACGGUGCCGAUGUCUUCGUUCCCUCCGGCGCCUGGUGCUGGAUUAGUGAAGAGUAUGAGACAGUCCGUCUGUGGACUCACUACAUCUGGAUCUUCUUGGCCGAGUUCGGUACAGUGUGUCUUUACGCCGUUAUGUAUUUCCAGCUCCGACGCCAGAUUGCGGCUUCGUCUAUUCUGGGAAACAGCCAGCUGGAAAGUCUCAAGCGUCUCCGUCGUGUUGUUGGCUACAUGACUAUCUAUCCUAUCGUCUACAUCGUUCUUUCGCUCCCUCUGGCUGCCGGUCGUAUGGCUACGGCAAAUGGCAACACUCCCUCCAUCACUUUCUUCUGCUGUGCCGGUGCCAUCAUUACUAGCUCCGGUUUGGUCGACGUCGCUCUAUACACCCUCACUCGCCGCAAUCUCAUCAUCGAUUCCGAACCCAGCCAAGACCAUUCUUACAACAAGUUCGCCAGCAGUCGUGGCCGCCACGGGGAAAACCACCUUACUACGAUCACAGCUGCCGACCCCAAGACUCGGACCAGGAAUGGUGGUCUUAACACCGAACUCGACCGUGACGGCUCUACCGAUAACAUUGUUCAGCCGGGCGUUGAAAUGGGCCCAAUGGGCAAAGUGUACCAAGAAACCACCAUCGAAAUCACCACCGAGCCUGCCUACCCGUCAGAAGCAGCCAGUGAGCGUUCCAGCAAAGAUGACUUCAAUGAAGCCCCAUCGCGGAUGUGGCGACGAUAA
Messenger RNA from Penicillium subrubescens, 1275 nucleotides. RefSeq names its product protein gprC (gene gprC). The transcript has 2 exons. Gene Ontology annotation, molecular function: G protein-coupled receptor activity. Gene Ontology annotation, cellular component: plasma membrane. NCBI's taxonomy places the organism in Eukaryota, Fungi, Ascomycota, Eurotiomycetes, Eurotiales, Aspergillaceae. The record is from RefSeq and is a predicted model, not a curated record. Gene Ontology annotation, biological process: adenylate cyclase-activating G protein-coupled receptor signaling pathway. Bases 1 to 1275 code for a protein of 424 amino acids.